This is a messenger RNA of Ilex paraguariensis (yerba mate), 1665 nucleotides long. NCBI's taxonomy places the organism in Eukaryota, Viridiplantae, Streptophyta, Magnoliopsida, Aquifoliales, Aquifoliaceae. The record is from the annotation of a GenBank genome assembly.
AUGAAAGACCCAGAAAGCAAUCAGCAAACCCUCCACACAAACACCCACCUUCUUCAAUCCCUCCUUGAUUCAAUCCCACAGACACAAACCUUCAAAGGGAAAUGGUCACUCAUCAAAACCAAACUCAUCUCUCUCCAAACCCUUCUUUCCGAUCUAUCCGACUACACCGCCACCAACCCUCUCUCUCUUGACCUCCUCGCUUCCCUCUCCGACACCCUCUCCGACGCUGUCUCUCUUUCCCAAACCUGUCACAGCCCUUCUCCCACAAAUGGAAAGCUCAAGACCCAAAACGACGUGGACUCCGUUUCCGCCAAGCUCGACAACCACAUUCACGACUUCGAAGUCAUCAUCAGAAGCAACAUCCUCCAAGAAAACGUCGUCGUUUUUAGUAGUGUAUCCACUUCCAAUAGGGAGUCCGUACGUGCCGAGUCGAGGAAUUUAUUAACUCGGCUGCAAAUCGGUACUACCGAGUCAAAGAACUCGGUUUUAGACUCGCUAUUAGGGUUACUCCAGGAAGAUGAUAAAAAUGUUUUGAUUGCUGUGGCUCAGGGAGUCGUUCCGGUGCUUGUUCGCUUACUGGAUUCGAGCUCUUCCUUGGAGAUAAAGGAAAAGACCGUCACAGCCAUUGCUAGGGUUUCAACGGUCGAUUCGAGCAAACACGUUUUAAUCGCCGAGGGUUUAACGCUUCUCAACAAUCUCCUUCGAGUAUUAGAAUCUGGAAGUGUAUUUGCGGAAGAAAAAUCUUGUAUUGCCCUCCAAGUUCUAAGCCAUUCAAAGGAAAACGCUAGGGCAAUUGGUUCCAGAGGUGGAAUUUCAUCUCUAUUAGAGAUCUGCCAAUCCGGAACGCCUAGUUCACAAGCAAUUGCAGCUGGGGUUUUGAGGAAUUUAGCUGUUGUUGAAGAAAUUAGAGAGAAUUUUAUUGAAGAAAACGCGAUUUUGAUACUUUUGGGGCUUUCGGGUACAGGGACUGUAUUGGCGCAAGAGAAUGCGAUUGGGUGUUUGUGUAAUUUGGUUUCAGGGGAUGUGAAUUUGAAGAUUUUGGUUGCUAGGGAGGGUGGGAUUGAGAGAUUGAAGAAUUUUUGGGACUCAGCAGCAAUUGUGAAGAGUUUGGAGGUGGCUGUUCAAAUGUUAAGUAAUUUAGCUGAGUGUCAAUUGAUUGCUGAAGUUCUUGUUUUGAAUGGGUUUUUGAGUAGGGUCUUUGGGGUUUUAAAUUGUGGGGUUUUGGGUGUGAGAAUUGGGGCUGCUAAAGCUGUUUAUGAUUUGGGGUUUAAUACCAAAACCCGAAAAGAGUUGGGUGAAAUUGGGUGUAUUCCUCCCUUGGUUAGAAUGUUGGAUGGUAAGGCUGUUGAAGAGAAAGAAGUGGCUGCUAAGGCAUUGUCAAACCUUAUGGUUUAUGCCGGGAAUAGAAGGAUUUUUAGGAAGGAAGAGAGGGGGAUUGUCAGUGCAGUUCUGUUAUUAGACCCUUUGAUUCAGAGUUGGGAUAAGAAAUACUAUGUUUCAAUAUUGGCAUCGCUUGUGCAUUCGAAGAAAUGUCGUAAACAAAUGGUGGCGUCGGGUGCUUGUGUGUACUUGCAGAAACUGGUUGACAUCAAUGUUGAGGGUGCUAAGAAGCUCUUGGAUAGUCUUGGUCGCGGUAAGGUAUGGGGUGUUUUUGCCAGACCAUAG